CCGUCAACAGAGGGAGGAGUCAGCAGGCUGAGGAUGCUGUCAGGUUGCCGUGGUUUCAGCCUCCUGUUUCUCGUGCCGACCGUUGUGUGAGCCAUGAGGAUUUAUGACAGGACGGAGGGAAGGAGGGGAGGAGGCUGUGACAGCAGGGGGUGAUGAAGGGUGGAUGAUCGCUGCUGCAGAAAAACAUCAGAGUCAUCCUUUCCUCUGAGUUCCGACCGUCGUUAAGCUCCAUCACUCCAUCUGUGAGCAGAGGGAGGGCUGAAGGACUGAAGGAAGGGCUGGAGGAAGGAUGGAGGGAGUGUGAGUCCUCGCCGGUCCUCAGAUCUGUGGGGAGUCAUGACCUCUCAGGAAGAGGCGUCUUCCUUUAGAAGGUUCUUCCAAUAUGUUGAGGACAGCGGGCUUCGAGCAUACGAUGGACUGGUGAUCCAAAACGCUUCCGACAUCGCCAGAGAGAGCGACCGCUUAAGGAACUACACCAAUUGGACUUACCUGCAAGAGAAACACCACAAGAAGAGACGUCAAGAAGAGGCCAUUAGAAGGAUCGGUGAAGAUGUCGCCAUGGCUUCAGAUGGAGCAUACUCUGGAAAACAUUUCAGGAUGGGCUUCAUGACAAUGCCGGCACCACAGGACCGACAGCCCACGCCCACCCAGGGCUUCACUGUCCGAUCCCAGUCUCUUCAUUCAGUGGGUGGAGGGGAGGAAGACUCCAACCAUAGUCGCAAGCAACCUCCACCCAAACCCAAGCGAGAUCCUACCACCAAACUGAGCAGCAGCUCUGAGGCGGUGGAUGGAGUCUCUGGUUUCAUAAAGAGAGAGUAUCAAGAAACAAAAGAUGGUGCAGAACUGUCAGAAGCUCGAUACCAUCACCACACUGAAGAAUCCAAAAAGAUGCCUCCGCCCAAACCCAAGAGAGACCCAAACACUCAGCUGAGCUCCUCUUUUGAUGAGUCCUACAUCCGUAACCAUUGCAGCAAGAAGUCUUCCCUUCAAGGUGACAAAUCCUCGUCUCAGAGUCAGAGUCCAGCAUCUAGAGACACUGAUGAUGAAGAGCCAGUUUAUAUUGAGAUGGUUGGAAACAUCCUGCAUGAGCUGAAAGGGCAGGAAGCUGUGGACAAUGAGCAGAGCGAGUCUGUGUAUGAGGAGAUGAAGUACCCAAUGCUGGAGGACAUUCUGCAGGAUGUACAGUCCACAAUCAUCGAGAGUGAGGCGUGGUCCUCCCGGGGCACAUUUUGUGACAUUCCUCCGCCCUUCCCUAACCUCCUGACUCACCGUCCACCACUUCUGGUCUUCCCACCUGCCCCGGCUAAAUGCUCCCCCAACUCUGACGAGUCUCCGCUCACUCCCCUCGACGUAACUCGUCUGCCUAUGCUAGAAAACGUUACCUUGAGCAAAUCAGAGCAGUCACAGGGCUCCACUCACCACCGCAAAGACCGGGACCAGGAUCGGGACCGGGACCUGUCCCACACUCACACAGUCACAUCCUCUGGUCGCUCAUCAGCCCCUCCUCUACCCUCCAGUUUAUACAAGUCAUCUAGCUCCACCCACAGUGGUCAUGGUUACCCCCGCAGCCAAUCAGCAUGUCCGUCUCCGAUCAGCAUGGGGCGCUCUUUGACUCCUCUGAGUUUGAAGAGGCCACCCCCUUAUGACACCCUGAUAGCUGUAGAAAGUAUACCCCGCUCUUCCUCCUCUUCAUCAUCAUCCUCUCAGAGGGUGGCAGAGGGUGGAGCUAAACUCAGUAACUCCUCCUCCGCCCACGGAUCCAUGCACAACGUCUCGGUGAGGUCACAGACCCCGACGAGCCCAUUGGACGAACUCAACAACCUGUUUGCAUCAGGGAGGCAAGCUAAGAAGAGAGGCUCAGGGGGGAGGAAGAGCAGAGAGGGUGAAGGAGACUCCAAGUCUCUGCCGAGACACGACAGUAAAGACAGAGAUGGACAAUCAAGUCCAGUUUCCAGCAGGAUGGGGAGGUCGUCUGUGAGCCCCACCAUGAUGCUGUCAGGAGGAGGAGGAGGAGGAGAGUCAAAGACUGUGGGUAAACUGGGCCGAUCUGCAUCAACAUCUGGGGUUCCGUCUCCUGGCGGAACGCCACAGCGCCACCUCCAUGAGUCCCACCAUCCCGCCCUCAGCCGGAUGCCGUGGCUCUGCGGCGACCCCACUAUGAUGGAGAUGAUCGAGAAAAAGAGAGUGUUGUGUAGAGAGAUCAAAGCUCGUCAGCAGCUGGAGAAAAACCUCUGCAAACAGGACAGCAUGCCCAACCUGCCAAGCUGGAGGAGGAAGCAACCGCCGCCGUACUCGGCCCCACCCAGCGCUGCUGGACACACCACCACUGUGUUCUGGGACACCGCCAUUUGAGACCAAUAGACACCAAUAGGGACAUCCAGAACAAUGUUUUCCAGUGACUCAGAGAGAAAUCAGGAUGAUGAUGAUAAUUAUGAUGAUGAUAAUUAUGAUAAUGAUGCUGCUGCUGAUGAUGAUGACAAUAAGGAUCAUAGAAGUGUUGGUGAAGACGAUGAUGUAGUUGCCAUCAUCAACAUGGUGGUGGUGAUGAACAUGGUAGUUAAGAUGCUGGUCAUGAUGAUGAUGACAUUAAUGAUCAUAAUGAAGAUGAUGUUGAUAAGGAUGAAGAUGAUGAUGUAGUCACCGGCACCAUCAUGGUGGUGGUAUUGAUGAUGAUGGUGAAGAUAAGGAGGAUGAUAAGAUGAUGAUGUGAGAAUGAUGAUGACCAUAAUGAUAAUGCUAAAGAUGAGAAUGAUGCUAAUAAUGAUGAGGAUGAUAAUGAUGAGGCUAAAGGUGGGGAUGAUGGAGAUAAUGCUGCUGAUGAGAAUGUUGAUGGUGUCUCAUCAUCAGACCAUGGCAAUCUCUGACAGCUUUAAGGUGUUCUCCAACCAGAUGAUUUGUCAAACUUCCCAGUCGUUCCAUUUGCUUUAACACAUCCUUUAAUUCCGUUUGAAGUUUACGCCUAAAGACCGGUUCAAAUGGUUCUGAGUGUUUAGACACCCUUUAUCCAGGUAAAUCUUCUCACCUGACACACGAGGACAUCAUCCUGCUGUCCAAUCAAAGAGAAGGGGAUGGUUGUUCAGGUGUAGCAGACAUUUCUGUUGUCUUUCUAGUUCUAAAUUUUUUUACCUGUAAAAGAUUCAGAUGGUUUUUUUUUUUUUUACUCUGACAGUAGUGUAGCAGAAAAAAUAUGAACAUCUCUAUGUUUGAAAAGAAGAUCAAGCACAUCCCUGCGAUGUGUUUUUAUAUUUCUGAAAGAAAAGAUGGUGACGUCUGUGUGUGGAGUGUAGUUGAAACGUGAACAUCUUUUUAUAUUAAAAUAUUUUAAAGGGUGAA
Messenger RNA from Girardinichthys multiradiatus, 3333 nucleotides. RefSeq names its product neuronal tyrosine-phosphorylated phosphoinositide-3-kinase adaptor 2a (gene nyap2a). The coding region runs from base 337 to 2352 and encodes 671 amino acids. Gene Ontology annotation, biological process: phosphatidylinositol 3-kinase/protein kinase B signal transduction; neuron projection morphogenesis. The transcript is spliced from 7 exons. Lineage: Eukaryota; Metazoa; Chordata; Actinopteri; Cyprinodontiformes; Goodeidae. The record is from RefSeq and is a predicted model, not a curated record.